This is a messenger RNA of Amphiprion ocellaris (clown anemonefish), 5771 nucleotides long. It is a transcript of the gene shc2, whose product is annotated as SHC (Src homology 2 domain containing) transforming protein 2. The record is from RefSeq and is a predicted model, not a curated record. Gene Ontology annotation, biological process: cell surface receptor protein tyrosine kinase signaling pathway; intracellular signal transduction. Gene Ontology annotation, molecular function: receptor tyrosine kinase binding. NCBI's taxonomy places the organism in Eukaryota, Metazoa, Chordata, Actinopteri, Pomacentridae. Gene Ontology annotation, cellular component: plasma membrane. Bases 1890 to 4049 code for a protein of 719 amino acids. The transcript is spliced from 13 exons.
AGUGCAAGUGGGCCAGUAGCAUUCAUAGUCGUACACGUUUUUGGUCUAUGUUCCAACUGAAUUGAGCAAUUGCUUAUGUACUAAAAUGUCACAUUUUGUGGGACAGAAAAUAUGGUGAUUCUCUUACAACACUUUCCAAAGUGAUUAUGGGACUAUACAAAUCAUGCUGACUUGAAAAUAUGCAGUUUAUCUUAUUUCACUAGAGCAUAAUGAGCAUUUCCCUGGUGACCGUUGGGUUAUUUCACAAUCUGUUUUCGUAGAUUCUUAUUUCUUCUGCCUGUCUUCUUCUUACUUGCAUGAUUUGACCAAAACAAAAAGAAAAAACAGAAAAGUUGUGCCACUUAAAGCCCUUAAUAACCCACUCUGCGUUACACCCUGACUCCUGAUGCACACCUGAUGUUAUCUUAUGUGUCGGAUGGAACAAUACAAUUGCAAGAGAAAUAAGAAAAGAGAGUGGAAAUGGGACGAGGAAGCAGCAUGAGGGAGGGUGAUGUGAGGAGCUAAAAGGAUCAUGCUGCGAAGGCUGAUUGCUCUCCUGGGAGGUGGCUGGGGAGAGAGUUGAGGCAGAUGGGAUGGGUGGAUGUUUUCAGACAUGUGGUGCCUUACCAGUGCGACUGCAUUGUUUCCUUUGUUAAGUUUGUAUGUAUGAGCAGGACAAAUGGAAUUGACCGCACAUGCAGAAUUCACUAUAAGUAAUUGGAAGAGUCUCAUUCGGCUAUUUACUCACAUUCACAAUCAAUUCUUUAGUUAAUAUUUCAGUUUUGCAUUUUUGCUACAGUAUAUUGUGCUAGUUUUUGUGUUCAUGCAGUGGUUUUGUGUGUAAUUUGAGGUUACGAUUGAUAAUACUCCUAAUUAAGGACAGUGCUUGUUUAAAUAUAGCAAAAUAUAGAUGUAGAUAUAUAGAUUUAAAAAAGUCACAAAAUGCAUUGAUUCAAUUUAAAUAAAAUUAACUUUACCUAUAUGGCACAUUUAUAAACAGCCCAAGUGCAUUUUAUCAGAUAGGCAGCAAAACAUAUGUGCAAACAUGGUGAAAAAACUUGUAAAAUCAGUAAGUAAAACCAAAUAAAACAGAAUAAACAAGCAAGAAAUAAUAGCAGUUUAUAAAUUAAGAUGAAAUAUGAAAUAUUAGGACUGUUAAGAGCACCCAAAAGCCAUCGAAUGGGAUUGAUGAUUGAUGAGAAAAAUAGAAAAUACAUCAUCACAUGCACUCCUGCUUUAUAUCAGGUUCACUCUGUUGAAAUUGAGGAAUGAUUACUUGUUCUCCUCUGAACAGCAUAAAAAAAGCAUAAAGAAAUGAUCAUGCAUCAUCUUAAUAGCAACGCAGCCUUAUCUAUAAUCUCAAUAUAAUUGAUUUCUUUCAUUGUCGAUGUCCAAACAGACACUGACAGCAUUCUGAGAGGUUUGAAAUACUACUGCUAAUUUUCUCCACAGACAUUGUGUUCUGACACGGAUUAUUAAUUUGCAGAAUGUUCUUUAUAGGUGUGUGUGUGUGUGUGUGUGUGUGUCUGGGAUCAGGGUGCUUCAGGCAGAUGUGUUCUAGCUGAUACAGUCUGAGAGCAGCUGGGCAGGGCAGGGCUAAUAGACCAAUGACAUCAUCCAGAGAGAGAGAGAGACUCGAGUGUUGGCUGGAGGCAGGAAAAGGAGGCAGGCCAGCUCAGACAGAGCAGAGCGACAUGACAGCGGGACACAGUGUGAGCUGGAGAGGACCAGAUAGCAUCCACACUUCCACUCUGACAAGGAUAUAGGAAGAUUUUCUCUCCAGUUUUCUCCUCCUCUACCGUUACACCUUUCCCCUCCCUUCCCCUUCCCCCUUUCCCCCUUUUCCUCCCCUCCAUCCACCAGCGCUUAUCCCCCCCUCUCAGCUCCUGCUCCAGGCGGCUCCUCCGGGCAUGCUCCUUAAGCCAAAGUAUGGCCGCUUUCGCAAUGAGUCUGUGACCUCCUCCGACGACCUGAUGCAGAGCUUAGCCAUGAGCGGCAAAGUUGUGGCCACGCCGGUGGUCCCCUCCUCCACCCCCAGCCUCUGCCUGCCUCCUCUGCCUCCUCUGGACCCCAGUUCCAGGUCCUCCUCCUCUGCUGGGGCUGCAGCCCUGGCUGACUCCCCCUGCCUGGAUGGGGAGCAGGAUGCUACCACAACCUUCUGCAUGCUCAUCCCCAAGAUGCCCCAGUGGAAGUUCUCCAACUCGCUGCUCAGCCGGAGCCCAUCCAACUCCAGCUCCAGCUCCAGCUCCAGCAAGGACUCGGGGAAGGCAGCAUCAGCUCCUUCCCAGGCCUCCUCCUCUUCAUCCUCACACAGGCCCAGCGGUGUGACCUCAGUUAGCGGCCCUGUGGCCAGCCUGGCAGCAGUGCUUAACUCCUGUGACCCUGUGUGUGUCACCCCCUGUUCCUUGCAGGCCAUCCGGGGACAGAGAGCGGUGGCUGCGGCCGCAAGUUCCGCCGGUCCAGGGGGCCACGGAUUUGGAGCUCCAGAGGUCAUGGUGAGCCCUGGUGGGUCCAGCAGCUCCAGAAUGAACCGCAGGACAAGGGGGGAAGGCAUGUGGCAGGGGGGAGAGGACUUCAACCAGAAGGGCAGCUUCAUCCACAAACCCUCUCAAGGCUGGUUGCACCCUGACAAGAAGAUUGCAGGACAAGGAGCCUCUUACAUCGUCAGGUACAUGGGCUGCAUCGAGGUGUUGAAGUCGAUGCGCUCCUUGGACUUCAACACGAGGACUCAGGUGACAAGGGAAGCCAUCAACAGGCUUUGUGAAGCUGUACCGGGUGGAAAAGGAGCCUGGAGGAAGAAGGCCCUGAACAAAGCUCUGCAGUCGAUCAUGGGGAAGAGCAACCUGCGAUUUGCAGGAAUGAGCAUCGCUGUCAACAUUUCCAUAGAUGGCCUCGGCCUGCUGAUUCCUACCACACGACAGGUGAUAGCACACCAUCCCAUGCAGUCCAUCUCAUUUGCAUCUGGUGGAGACACAGACACACCGGAUUAUGUUGCAUAUGUGGCCAAAGACCCGGUGAAUCAGAGAGCGUGUCAUAUCCUGGAAUGUUCAGAUGGUUUAGCACAGAGUGUCAUCAGCACCAUCGGACAAGCCUUCGAGCUGCAGUUCAAACAGUAUCUGCACAGUCCUCCUAAAACCAUGGCUUCAAUUGAGAGGUCUGUGAGGUCGGAGGAGCCGGUGUGGGGGGAGGACGAGGACUUUUCUGAGCAUGAUUACUACAACAGCAUCCCAGGGAAGGAGCCUCCGGUUGGGGGAGUCGUGGACUCCAGGCUCAGGUCCAGUGGAGCCCUGCUGGGUCACAUCCACACUCAGCCACAGAGCAAGACGGCAGCUCAGCAGAUGGGAUCUCCAGCUAGGAGGGAUCAAGCCUCUUAUCCUCCUGGUCAGCUGUGUUAUGAGCUUCACUGGGACACUGAGACGACUUGCAGCUCAGAUGGUUACCUGUGUGCUGAUGGUCAGCCACCAGCCAGUAAAGACUAUGAGGAGCAUCAGUAUGUUAACACCCAGAGUCUGGAAAAUCUGGAAUCCCUCACUCAGGCUUCUGAUGUACGCAGAGGACCCAGGGCACCCGACAGUCCCAAAAAAGACCUCUUUGACAUGAGGCCCUUUGAGGAUGCCCUGAAACUCCACGAGGCCUGUGGUGGAGCUGUUGGAUCCAGUAUAUCUGGAGGUUCUGGUGCUCAGGCUGGAAGUGUUCGGGUGUUGGAGGACCAGUGGCCCAGCCCUCCACGACGCAGGGCCCCCGUGGCCCCAAAUGAGGAGCAGCUCCGCAGGGAGACCUGGUACCACAGCCGGAUGAGCCGACGAGAUGCUGAGAAACUCCUGGUCCGAGACGGAGAUUUUCUUGUCCGGGAGAGCACCACCAACCCAGGGCAGUAUGUGCUAACAGGCAUGCAUUGUGGACUACCCAAACACUUACUGCUAGUGGACCCUGAGGGAGUGGUCCGGACCAAAGACAUGUUGUUUGAGAGCAUAAGCCACCUCAUCUCGUACCAUCUGAAGAACGAGCUGCCGAUUGUAGCAGCAGAAAGUGAGCUUCAUCUCAAACAGGUGGUCAGAAGGAAACAAUGAGUCGCUUGGAACCGCGUGGGAUGAGCUGAAUUCUUAUGCGCCCAUGCAAACCUCUAAAAAACUGACUCUAGAACUCAUUUUUCUGGAAUGAUUAUUCAUCCAGAGGAAAGGAAAUCACUGAUGCUUUCUUUACACGGACAGUUCUGCUAAGGAUGUGGAAGUAUCUGGCAUCUGCUUGUAACUUUCUUCUGCCUGUUGGCUCCCAGGAUAAACCAAAAUAUCCCUCAUCUGUCAUGAACUCCUCAGCAUGCAGCUAUUAAGCUAACGAACCAAGCAGAAACCCACAGUUUGUCCUGUGCCACAAGUGGAUAAUCACAAACCGAGGUCAAAAAUGAAACUGUUUAAGGAGGACCCAACCUCAGGAAAUUACAAAUGGAUCUGAUGCACAGUGAAGAAAUGUCCUACAAAGCCUGUAAUACUGAAGUGCUUCCAGUAAUCCACGACUUGCACGAGCAGAUCAUUUAUCUAACCAAUGAUGGACAUCGACAGAACAGAACUGUCUCUGACUUUCUGGUGCAGGUUGCAUAUUCAUUUGCUCAUUUCAGUCUAAAUGCAAGAAAAGACCACAAGAGUCAAAUAAAGACAUGUCACUGGAAUGUAAAGACUGUUGUUCACAGGUUCUGCAGUAUCUGAGAAGGCACAAAAGAGACACACUGAACACCAUUUAGAAAAGAGCCACAUUCUUUUGCUUUUUUUUUGUUUAUCCAUAAUAUUCUAAGCAUCGAAUCCCAUUUAAAAAAAAGUCAUACUAUAUCUCCAGUCCAGUGAAAAUACACAUCUCAUCACAUUUAUCAUUAAUAUCAGUCAUUUGUGUUGUUUGUUAAGGGCUGUUCAUAACUGGGUGAGGUCAUGUGUUGUAUAAGCCUGUGACCAUCACUGAUCAGACUGUGGUGAAUACUGGAUUUCAGAAAAAAACCUGCUUUCAUGUAUAUCGACGCCACUUUUUCCUCGAUCCCCUCCAACUUCAGUGCCUUAAUAACUACACUGACAGGCGUUCGUGUCAUAGUGUAUAUAAUGUGCAUUUAUGCUCCUCUUUGCAAAAGACUAGUUUUCUUGCCAUGCCAAUGAAUAAAUGAACAAACAUCAGGAUGAUAAAGCUCUUUUACUUGUGAACAGUAACGUAAGCUGCUCUUGUUGUGAGGUGAAUAAUGUUUAACACUGUCUUAUUGUUGUCUUGAUUGUCGUAUGUGCAUCCCCCAGAUGAAUCAUCUAAAAGAUUCUUUUUUUUUUUUUACCCUUACAAGUCAGCCAUAGUUUAGCCAUCCUCUGCAGCGAUAGACCUCAAAGUAGAGAUCUGGAUUUGAAAUUAAAUCCUUUAUUUGUCCCGGCUCAGGGAAAUGCAUCUCUCUAUCGAUUGUCCUCAUCCCAUGUCUGUGUCUAUAAAUUUCAAUGAAUUGCUUGUGUGUGUUUCUGCUCCUUGGAUGCACUGUUUCCUACCCUGUUUUUUGCCAAUGUAAUACUUCUAAAACGUACUUUUCAGGUUUCUGGCUUUUCUUUCUGUCUUUAGGAAUGUAUAUUUAAUCAGGCCCUCCACUGUUCUUCUCAACCCCACAAAUGCAUAGAGAGAUGAGGUUAAAUUUGUGGUCAAGGCCGAAUGAUUAAUGCAGUUUUUGUUUUGUAUAGAACUCCCGUUUUGCUUUCUCAGGAAUUUCUUGGCUCUUUACUUCUGUGAUUAACAGUCGAGGCUUUUUGUCAAUAAAUUUAAUUAAAAAUGGGGUACAA